This is a messenger RNA of Rotaria sp. Silwood2, 1155 nucleotides long. The record is from the annotation of a GenBank genome assembly. NCBI's taxonomy places the organism in Eukaryota, Metazoa, Rotifera, Eurotatoria, Philodinida, Philodinidae.
AUGUAUGGAUUUGAGAAAAUUAAAAAGUUAUUGGGUAUACAAGGUACCGAUGUAGCAAAAGAAGCUUCAGAUAUAAUACUUGUUGAUGAUAAUUUUAAUUCAAUUGUUAAAGCAGUUAUGUGGGGACGUAAUGUUUAUGAUUCCAUUGCAAAAUUUCUUCAAUUUCAAUUAACUGUUAAUGUUGUUGCUGUAUUUUGUGCUUUUAUUGGUGCAUGUAUUGUAAAAGAAUCUCCAUUACGUGCUGUACAAAUGUUAUGGGUUAAUUUAAUUAUGGAUACCUUAGCAUCAUUAGCACUUGCUACGGAAGUACCAACUGAAGAAUUAUUAACACGUAAACCUUAUGGACGUACACGACCGUUAAUCUCAAGAACAAUGAUGAAAAAUAUUCUUGGUCAUGCUAUUUAUCAAUUAGCUGUUAUGCUUUUUAUUUUAUUUGCUGGACCUACAGUAUUUGAUAUGGAUGAUGGUCGUCCAGUAAAUAAUAUAUUUAAACCAUCUGAACAUUUUACAAUGAUAUUUAAUGUAUUUGUUUUAAUGACAUUAUUCAAUGAAAUAAAUUGUCGAAAAAUUCAUGGAGAAAAAAAUGUUUUUCGAGGAAUAUUUACAAAUCCUAUUUUUUAUGGUAUAUGGAUAGUUACAUUUGUUGUACAAAUUCUUCUUGUUCAAUAUGGUUCAUUUGCAUUUGCAUGUGUUGCAUUAACAUUUGAUCAAUGGAUGUGGUGUCUAUUUUUUGGUGUUACAGUACUUGUAUGGAAUCAAAUUGUUAAUUUGAUCCCGGUGACACGUCAUAUGCCGAAAUGGGGAUCAGGUGAAGUUUAUAGUCAAACAUUACCCGCUGAUUUAGGUCCAGAAGGACAAUCAAGACCAGGAACAAGUUUAACAAAAGGACAAAUACUUUGGUUAAGAGGAAUAACACGUCUUCAAACACAGCUUCGUGUGAUAAAAGCAUUUCAAGAUUCAAUCGAUCGACAACCGCCUGAAUAUGCGACAUUAGAUCGGCUACGAGCCGCUACUGUGCCCAAAUUAACCUCGUUUUAUUACGACAAUCGACCUCUUAUUCGUCCUCAUUCUCUUAAUCCUAUUAUAACUACUAACACAACUAUGACUGAUAAUCAUCUACCAUCAUCACCAACCUUUGAAGAUACCCAACUUUAG